Molecule: messenger RNA, 1155 nt
Organism: Aspergillus alliaceus
Lineage: Eukaryota; Fungi; Ascomycota; Eurotiomycetes; Eurotiales; Aspergillaceae
Product: TauD/TfdA dioxygenase family protein
Exons: 3
Coding region: 1-1155 (384 amino acids)
Cellular component (GO): cytoplasm
Molecular function (GO): 2-oxoglutarate-dependent dioxygenase activity
Source: RefSeq, a predicted model, not a curated record
AUGGCACCUGCUCCUAUCGAUCCGCGGAUUGUGGACGUCGCCGAGCCCCGGAAGGACACUCUCACCCUUCCAGCAGCGAGUCGCGAACGGCUUGAAAGAGCCGGCAUUGAUCUCUCCAAUGGCUAUCCAUAUCGGCCCUCCCGACCCCUCUACGCGGAUGAUGUUUAUAGGAUCAGAAACUAUGAUCGUGCCCAUGUAGACCCCGGCACCCGUGCCGAUCCCGAGAAAAAGGCCUUGCUGUCCGCGGCAAAAGAAGUCAUUCACUUGACUAGACAUAUUGGAACUGAAAUUGUGGGGUUGCAGCUGAAGGAUUUGACUGAUCAACAGAGAGAUGAGCUGGGUCUUUUGAUCGCGGAACGAAGCGUGGUCUUCUUUCGGGAUCAAGAUAUCUCUCCUCAACAACAGAAGGCCCUUGGCGAACAUUUCGGGGAGAUUGAAGUCCACCCCCAAGUACCUCAAGUGCCCGGUCUCCCGGGUGUCUCGGUCUUGUGGCCUGCCCUCCAAGCAACCGAACAAACCGCCAGUUACCGUCGUCCUGGGGGCGCGUCUCGCUGGCAUACUGAUCUAGUCCAUGAACGUCAACCAGCAGGGGUAACACAUCUUCAUAACGAUGCGGUCCCCACGAUCGGCGGUGACACCCUGUGGGCCAGCGGGUACGCGGCAUACGAAAAGCUGUCUCCUGAGUUCCGUAAAAUCAUCGACGGACGAACAGCCAUCUACCGUUCCUCCCACCCCUAUCUAGACCGCAAGAAUCCUGAGGUGGGCCCCAAAUACAUCGAGCGGGAGCAUCCAAUUGUCCGUGUCCACCCCGCAACGGGAUGGAAGGCGCUCUGGGUGAACAGGGCGAUGACCGAUCGGAUUGUAGGACUAGACAAAGCCGAGAGCGAUGUGAUUCUGGGGUAUCUGUAUGAUGUAUAUGAGAAGAAUGUUGACAUCCAGGUUCGCUUCAGAUGGACUCCUCGGACGAGUGCUUUGUGGGACAACAGAAUUACGAUUCACAAUGCUAGCUGGGACUACGAAGGUUCGGAGCCUAGACAUGGUACUCGGGUCACGGCGCUCGCAGAGAAGCCAUUCUUCGAUCCCAAUGCCCCUACCCGAAGGCAGGCCUUGGGGUUGUUGGAUGCGGAUGAGAUCCAAGAGCUAGGUGGACAAUAG